AUGAACGGAACGGGAUCCAUCGAGUCGCAGUGGCUGGCCCAACUCGCCGCCAUGCGCCAGGCGAUCGCGGAUCUGAACCUCACCAAGAACCCCGCCAGCGACCAGCUCGCCUACGGCAGCGAUCUCGACCUAGACCUUGACGGACACUCCUCCUCCGCCGGAACCAUCGACGACGUUUGGGACCUCAUCAGCUCAGAUGACGAAUCCACCAGCGACGACCUGGAUGCGUUCGACGAUCUCCCUUCCCCGCCGACUUCCUCCGAGCAAUACGACCUCCCAUGGCUGCAGCAGAGAUGCCAGCUCCUCGCGUUCCAAAAGGGCGGGAUGGAAGUGGAUGAGCUAUCGCAGCAGAUUAUCGCCGCACUUGCGACGGAUAGCGGAGACGACGAGUUGCAAAUGUCGCUGGCUGAGAUUGUGGGCUUUGACGACUUGGAUUUCGUUAUCGAGUUGAUUGCGCAUCGGAAGGAGAUACUGGCGAGCUUGGAUGCUGGUCCGAAGAAAACACAGGCACAGACGGACGGGUUGGCCUUUGGGUCGUUGCAGACGAGGGCGGAGAGGGAGCAGGCGCUGCGGAGGCAGGACUUUGAGCACAAGAAUGCGGCUUUAAUGCCGGAGCAGGUGCGACAGGAGCCGAAGUAUCCGCAUGUUUUCAAGAUGCAUGAUUCGAGGAAUGUGCUUGCGCUGAAUGGGAAAAGUUAUGGUUUGCCAGUGGGGAGUAGGCAGAUCGAUGAGCAGAAGUACACGGAGGUUGAGGUCCCAGCCGCAAAGGUUGGGACGCUUGCCCAACAGCAGAAACUCGUUCCGAUCUCCUCGAUGGAUGGUCUGUGUCGGGGAACCUUCAAGGGCUACAAGACCUUGAACAGGAUGCAAAGUCUACUCUACGAUGUUGCUUACAAAACCAGCGAGAAUAUGCUUAUUUGUGCGCCUACUGGAGCUGGCAAAACAGACGCUGCGAUGCUGACGAUAUUGAACGCCGUCGGCAAGAACACGAUUCCUAGCCCGGUUGAUCAGCCUGAUGCCACUGAGUUUUCAGUCCUAGUGGACGACUUCAAGAUCGUUUACGUAGCCCCCAUGAAAGCGCUCGCAGCCGAAGUCACCGAGAAGCUCGGCAAAAGGCUCGCAUGGCUCGGGAUUCAGGUUCGUGAGCUGACUGGUGACAUGCAGCUGACGAAGCGGGAGAUCGUGGAAACCCAAAUCAUCGUCACCACCCCUGAGAAAUGGGACGUGGUGACGCGGAAAAGUACCGGCGAUACGGAGCUGGUGCAAAAGGUUCGCCUGCUGAUCAUCGAUGAGGUUCACAUGCUUCACGAUGAGCGUGGUGCAGUCAUCGAGUCUCUGGUUGCUCGUACUCAGCGGCAGGUGGAAAGCACCCAGUCGCUCAUUCGUAUCGUUGGUCUCUCUGCAACACUUCCGAACUACGUCGAUGUUGCCGAUUUCCUCAAGGUCAAUAAGAUGGCUGGACUGUUCUUCUUUGAUUCGUCCUUCCGCCCCGUGCCUCUCGAGCAGCACUUCAUUGGCGUCAAAGGAAAACCAGGCUCUAAACAAUCCCGCGAUAACAUCGACACUGUCGCUUAUGAAAAAGUCCGUGACAUGCUCGAGCGAGGUCAUCAGGUAAUGGUGUUCGUGCAUUCCCGCAAAGACACGGUGUUGACAGCACGGAUGCUCCGACAAAUGGCUAUUGAAGAUGGAUGCGAGGCCCUCUUCAGCUGCCAUGAACAUGAGAACUACUCGAAUGGCCUUCGGGAUAUGAAGCAUGCGCGAGCCCGCGAGCUGCGAGAUCUGUUCGCUAGUGGAUUUGGCACACAUCAUGCUGGAAUGAGUCGAAGCGACCGCAACCUCAUGGAGCGUAUGUUCUCUGAAGGCCUUAUCAAAGUCCUCUGCUGUACAGCUACUCUUGCCUGGGGUGUUAACCUUCCAGCUGCGGCGGUCGUUAUCAAAGGAACUCAGCUGUAUAACCCCCAGGAGGGUAAAUUCGUCGACCUUGGCAUUCUCGAUGUUCUGCAAAUCUUCGGUCGCGCAGGUCGUCCCCAGUUCCAGGAUACGGGUAUCGGGUUCAUCUGUACGACACACGACAAGCUCAACCACUAUCUCUCAGCGGUGACUUCACAGCAACCCAUUGAGUCUCGAUUUUCAAGCAGACUCGUGGACAACCUGAACGCUGAGAUCUCCCUCGGCACAGUCACAUCUGUUCCAGAAGCCGUGCAGUGGCUGGGUUAUUCGUACCUGUUUGUGCGGAUGAAACGGGAGCCUCGAAACUAUGGCAUUGACUUUGCUGAGAUAAGGGACGACCCGAUGCUGGUACAGAGACGCCGCCAACUCAUCAUCCAGGCUGCAAUCGUCCUACAGAAGAGCCAGAUGAUCAUCUACAACGAGAAGACGGAAGAACUUCGAGCUAAGGAUGUUGGUCGCAUUGCAAGUCAAUACUACGUCCUGCAAACAAGUAUCGAGAUCUUCAACGAGAUGAUGCGCCCUCGGUCCGGCGAGGCAGACGUCCUGCGCAUGAUCAGUAUGAGUGGUGAAUUUGACAACAUUCAGGCUCGCGACAGUGAAUCAAAGGAGCUCAACAGACUUCGCGAAGAGGCAGUCCAGACCGAAGUCGAAGGAGGUAACGAUUCUGCUCAAGCCAAGACCAACAUUCUCCUUCAGUCGUACAUCUCCCGUGCUAGAAUCGAGGAUUUUGCUUUGGUCUCGGAUACUGGGUAUGUAGCGCAAAAUGCAGCGCGUAUUUGUCGUGCUUUGUUCAUGAUUGCGCUGAACAGACGCUGGGGAUACCAAUGUCAAGUACUGCUUUCGAUGUGCAAAUCCAUCGAGAAGCAGAUCUGGCCAUUCGAUCAUCCUUUCCGUCAAUUCGAUCUGCCGCAGCCGAUUUUGAAAAACCUGGACGAGAAGUUACCAUCUUCAUCUGUCGAAUCGAUGAGGGAUAUGGAAACUGCCGAGAUUGGGCAACUGGUCCACAAUACCAAGAUGGGAAAGACCUUGGCGAAGCUGCUAGAUAACUUCCCAACCUUGAGUGUCGAGGCCGAAAUUGCACCACUCAAUCGCGACGUCCUACGUGUGCGGCUAAGUCUCUAUCCCGAGUUCACCUGGAAUGAUAGGCACCAUGGCGCCUCUGAGUCUUAUUGGGUUUGGGUUGAGAAUUCAGAAACAUCAGAGAUUUACCAUCACGAGUACUUCAUCCUUAGUCGGAAGAAGCUCUAUGACGAGCACGAAUUGAACUUCACCAUCCCGCUCUCAGACCCGCUGCCUAGUCAGAUCUAUGUCCGAGCAAUCUCUGAUAGAUGGUUGGGAGCGGAGACGGUUACGCCCAUCUCAUUCCAGCAUCUCAUUCGCCCGGACACAGAGAGUGUGUACACGGAUCUCCUCAACCUUCAGCCUCUGCCCAUCUCUGCACUAAACAACCCGAUCCUUGAAGAACUUUAUGAGCAGCGUUUCCAGUUCUUCAACCCCAUGCAGACGCAGCUCUUCCACGUUCUGUACCAUACCGCUGCAAAUGUGCUUCUUGGAUCCCCAACAGGUAGUGGGAAGACGGUUGCCGCCGAGCUCGCUAUGUGGUGGGCUUUCAGGGAGCGUCCGGGCUCAAAGGUGGUCUACAUUGCGCCGAUGAAAGCCCUUGUUCGCGAGCGUGUUUUGGACUGGGGAAGACGCCUCACGGCACCGAUGGGCCUGAAACUCGUUGAGUUGACGGGAGACAACACGCCUGACACGCGAACAAUCCGAGACGCAGAUAUUAUCAUCACGACCCCGGAAAAGUGGGACGGUAUCUCACGUAGUUGGCAGACUAGGGACUAUGUCCGGAAAGUGAGUCUCGUUAUUAUUGAUGAGAUUCACCUGCUUGGCGGUGACCGAGGCCCAAUUCUGGAGAUCAUCGUAUCUCGUAUGAACUACAUCGCUUCACAAUCCAAGGGCUCCGUCCGGUUAAUGGGUAUGUCGACGGCUUGUGCGAAUGCGUCGGACCUUGCGAAUUGGCUGGGAGUCAAGGAGGGAUUGUAUAACUUCCGCCACUCCGUUCGGCCUGUUCCGCUGGAAAUCUUUAUCGACGGGUUCCCCGAACAGCGCGGCUUCUGUCCGCUCAUGCAGUCUAUGAAUCGGCCGACAUUCUUGGCCAUCAAGAACCACUCCCCAGAGAAGCCAGUAAUAGUUUUCGUCGCGUCUCGUCGCCAGACACGGUUGACGGCUAAGGACUUGAUUAAUUUCUGCGGGAUGGAAGAUAACCCGCGUCGAUUCGUUCGGAUGUCGGAGGAGGAUCUGCAACUGAACCUUGCUCGAGUUAAGGACGAGGCUUUGCAGGAGGCGCUAUCUUUCGGUAUCGGUUUGCACCAUGCUGGUUUGGUAGAAUCUGAUCGGCAACUGGCGGAGGAGCUCUUUGCGAACAACAAGAUUCAAAUCCUUGUCGCCACGAGUACUCUCGCAUGGGGUGUCAACCUUCCGGCCCAUUUGGUUGUUGUCAAGGGGACGCAGUUCUUCGAUGCAAAAACAGAAGGCUAUAAGGAUAUGGAUCUGACCGACGUUCUCCAGAUGCUUGGUCGUGCUGGACGUCCUCAAUUCGACGAUUCUGGUAUCGCGCGUAUCUUCACCCAGGAUGCGAAGAAGGCGUUCUACAAGCAUUUCUUGCACACUGGUUUCCCCGUUGAGUCCACUCUUCAUAAAGUCCUUGAUAACCACUUGGGAGCCGAAGUAUCUGCCGGAACCAUCACGACGAAACAAGAUGCCCUUGACUACCUCACAUGGACAUUCUUCUUCCGUCGCCUGCACAAGAACCCAUCCUACUACGGCCUCGAGAUCUCAGCAGACCAGCACAACUCCCUCGAAGCUCAAACCCUAGCACAGGACUUCAUGAUCGACCUUGUGGACAAGUCUCUCGGCGAACUCUCCGAAUCAAACUGCAUCACAUUCGACACCGCAACGGGCGAAGUCGACGCUACCCCCUUCGGCAAGAUAAUGAGCUACUACUACCUCGCGCACAAGACCAUCCGCUACCUGCUCUCCCACGCAAAACCAUCACCCUCCUUCCACGACGUCCUCAGCUGGAUGUGCUCCGCCACCGAGUUUGACGAGCUCCCAGUGCGCCACAACGAAGACCUUAUCAACGCCGAGCUCUCCCGAAACCUCCCGCUCUCCGUCGAACCCAUGGGCGACCUCCCGCUUUGGGAUCCCCACGUCAAGGCCUUCCUCCUGCUGCAGGCAUACAUGUCGCGCAUCGAUCUGCCCAUCUCUGAUUAUGUCGGUGACCAGAUCUCCGUCCUCGACCAGAGCAUCCGUAUCAUCCAGGCGUCCAUCGAUGCAAUGGCUGAACUCGGCUACACUGCUGCAUGCUACCGAUUCAUCAACCUCCUGCAGUGCAUCAAAUCCGCCCGCUGGCCGGAGGACCAUCCGCUCUCCAUUCUCCCAGGCAUAGACCCAGGCCAAAACCCAACGAACAACAAAUCCAACACAAGCACGGCCCUCCCACAAUCCCUUACAGCCCUAACCCUCCUCCCGGCAAGCGCCAUUUCCUCUCUCCCCGGAAAACUGCACAUCCCCGCCUCCAAAACCGCACAAUUCACAAAAGCAACAUCGCACCUCCCGCGCCUCGCCCUAUCUAUCUCGGCAAUCUCCCCCGCGGGAGUGAAGGUUAGCAUCACGCGGAAGAACGCACCCACGAACGCCGAUCAUCGCAUUUACGCACCUCGAUUCCCCAAGCCGCAGACGGAGGGGUUCUUCCUCGUCGUGUGUAGUGCGAAGUCCGAUGGGUCAGAUGGAGAUCUUCUUGCGCUGAAGAGGGUUUCAUGGCCGUCGAAUAAUAACCAGAAGAAUUAUGAUCAAUCUGUUCGGGGUGGUGCUGGUUCUGCUGGCAGUGGGAAGGGCUCGUCGAGUAGGCCGGCUCAGGGCCUUGGUUCCGGUGGUGGUGGUGGUGGCAGGAACAGGAAAUGGAACAACAGCUCCGGUCUGACGACGAGCUCCUCGGUCAAGUUCCCGCGCCAUUUGCUCGUUUCGGGGAGUGUUAAUGUGCGUGUGCUUAGUGACUCGUAUCCCGGGAUGGAGUGGGUACUUGCUGGUGUGGAGGUUGAUGCCAGUGCUGAGAGGCAGAUUGUGGAGGAGACGUCGAGCUCGGUUGUUAAGGGGUAG
Molecule: messenger RNA, 6105 nt
Organism: Aspergillus calidoustus
Lineage: Eukaryota; Fungi; Ascomycota; Eurotiomycetes; Eurotiales; Aspergillaceae
Source: the annotation of a GenBank genome assembly